AUGGACUUCCUCCCGGAGAACUUCCAAACGAUACUCCAAAACCCAACCUUCACCUACCUCCAAAGCGCAACACAAGACCACCUAUCGACGAAACUCUCGCAUGUCCGCACAAUGUUUCUCCAGCCCUACAUCAUCGAGCCACUAUCGAGCUUCAUGGCCUCCUACUCUUCCUCAAUGCCAGACCUCCUCUCAAUUUGCCUACUGGCAAUCAUCAUACUUGUCUCCCUCAAGAUCCUGGACUAUGCCUGUCGCGUCAUCAUGUUCUGGUUCAUCCUCGCCUGCAGAGUCGUCUUCUGGGGAUCUAUCCUCGGCUUCGGAUGGUAUGUCUAUAGCGUAGGGUUUGAUAACGCCAGCAGGGAUGUCGGAUGGCUUUGGGGUGUGCUCUAUGGCUUUGUUGGUGACUUCCAGGAGAAGAGUAAGGCUACGGCAACGGCUUAUGCGACCAAUCCAAAGUAG
Molecule: messenger RNA, 456 nt
Organism: Penicillium soppii
Lineage: Eukaryota; Fungi; Ascomycota; Eurotiomycetes; Eurotiales; Aspergillaceae
Product: Apq12 family protein
Exons: 2
Coding region: 1-456 (151 amino acids)
Source: RefSeq, a predicted model, not a curated record